AGCUGACACCUCACAACCAUGACGACAAACCCAAGUUAUGGCAUCGAUACACCAGGCAGUCAAGUGUCGAACGACUUCUCGAGUAGUAUCAAGAACAAAAUUGUACUCAUCACUGGCGUGUCACCAAAGUCCAUUGGGCAAAAGCUAGCCAUCAAUAUAUCGCAGCACAGACCUGAAUGCAUCAUUCUGGCCUCACGUACCUCUUCUAAGCUUGAUACUGUCGCGACCAAGAUCAGAGAGCUGUAUCCAGAUGUAGCAGUAAGCACCGUCAUUCUGGAUCUCUCAUCUCAAGCUUCCGUUAGGAGAGCGGCGGAUGAGAUCUCUAAACUGGUUGACCGCAUCGACAUUCUCAUCAACAAUGCUGCUGUCGUGGAUUCUGAGCUGGGCUAUACCAAAGAGGGUAUUGAGAUGCAAUUCGGCGUUGGUCAUGUUGGACACUUUCUCUUCACCACUCUUUUACUUCCUUUGCUCGAGGCCUCUGCCAAAGACUCACAAGGAGCUACACGAGUCAUCAAUGUUUCUUCUGAAGGUCAUCGGAUUGGUCCUGUCCGCCUCCACGACUACAAUUUCGAGGGCAAGGAAGUUCCUGAAGAAGAAUUAUCGCCUAGAAAGGAGGCUCGAAUGAAGGAUGGCCAGAAAUACUCUGUAUGGGUGGCUUAUGGUCAGACCAAAUCAGCAAACAUCCUGUUCUCGUUGGCGUUGAACGAUAGACUCGGCACGAAAGGUAUCCGCAGUUAUGCCGUGCAUCCCGGAGCCAUACAGACUGACCUAUCUCGGUCUCUUUCACCUGGAGAUGCCAAGUUCCUCGAGAAGAUCGUCGACGGAAAUUGGAUCACCCUUGAUCAAGGAACCUCGACUAUUCUUGUUGCUGCCCUUGAUCCGGCACUCGGCAAAUCACAGAGGAGUGUUUACAUGAGCAAUUGCCAGUUUGCUGAAGCUGCACCUUAUACGCACGAUCUGGUAAUCGCGAACAGAUUGUGGGACUUGAGCGAGAAGUUGACUUCGAGAGAGACUGCAAACCUGUAAGCGCACUACCAACUAUCGUUAAAAGAUGAUGAUGAUUGUCGAAGGCCUCCCAGGAGAACAUGGUUUGCUUAAAGUAAGCUUGCCCUUAGCUUAAAUAUAGAGUUGCCGGCGUCGGUCCCCCGGCACGCUAGCUCUUCGGCUACCGUUGCCGUAAGCUAAGAGGGCUUCUUUAAGCGACCCCGGGUGAUCCUCCUGCCAGAUAAAGAUUAGUACUCUGAUACUGAUAUCCCCUUUUACAAUGCGUAUGAUCAAGUGUUCCAGC
Molecule: messenger RNA, 1288 nt
Organism: Aureobasidium subglaciale EXF-2481
Lineage: Eukaryota; Fungi; Ascomycota; Dothideomycetes; Dothideales; Saccotheciaceae
Exons: 3
Coding region: 19-1026 (335 amino acids)
Source: RefSeq, a predicted model, not a curated record